AUGCCUGAUGCCAUCCUGGACGACAUCUCUCACCGACGCUUCAACCCACUGAGGNGAAGUUGGAUUCUGGUCUCUCCCCACCGUACCAAGCGACCAUGGCACCUUAGANNGGACAGCAAGAAGGCGCUUCGAAGACGACACUUCCUGAUUAUGACCCUUCGUNGCUACCUCUGUCCUGGCAACAAGCGCGCUGCCGGCGACUCCAACCCCAAAUAUGAGAGCACCUACGUCUUCGUCAAUGACUACAGUGCUGUGAAGGAAGAGCAGGCCGAGUACGAGCAGCCAGCCAACGAUGGCAGUAAGCUUUCACCAUCGCCAAUACGAAGAUUGGUCGCUGACUUGGUUCAGGUCNUCACCAACACGCUCCUGCGCGCUGAGCCUGUUACUGGCAAAUGCUAUGUCAUCACCUUUGCUCCGACACACAACUUGACCCUCGCCGACCUCCAGCCCUCUCAGAUCCUCCCUGUCAUCAAUACCUGGACCCAGAUCUACACUACUCACUUGUCUCCCAAGUCCAUCCUCGCCGAAGUCGCAAAACCCACUACUAUUGCUCCCCAUGGCCAGGACCUCGCUGCACCGAAUGCCCAAUACCGCUACAUGCAAAUCUUCGAGAACAAGGGUGCUGCAAUGGGCUGUUCCAACCCUCAUCCUCAUGGUCAGGUCUGGUGCACGACUGGCACACCAGAAGAGCCCGCUCUUGAGCUAGAGAGUCUGCAAAAAUACCGCAAGGAGCACGGUGGAUCACACAUGCUGGUUGACUAUGCCAAUCUCGAGUCUGAGAAGAAGGAAAGAGUCGUGUUCGAGAAUGAAUCCUUCCUUGCUGUAUGUCCCUGGUGGGCUACUUGGCCCUUUGAGGUCAUGAUCAUCGCCCGCACUCAUAAGCGUGCCUUGGUCGACUUCAACGACAAGGAGAGGCAGGACUUGGCCGAGGCUAUCGCAGAAGUGACAAGACGCUACGAUAAUCUCUUUGAAACCCAGCNNAUGGGUCUCCACCAGGCACCACUCGAAGGCACACCCGAAGAGAUCGAGGCCAGCCACUUCCACAUCCAUUUCUACCCUCCCCUUCUCCGCAGCGCUACCGUGCGGAAGUUCCUGGUUGGUUACGAGAUGAUGGCAGAGCCUCAGCGCGACAUCACUCCUGAGCAGGCUGCUGCCAGACUCAGAAACUGCGGCGGAGAGCUUUACCGCAAGAAGCUGAACUAA
Messenger RNA from Aureobasidium vineae, 1203 nucleotides. Lineage: Eukaryota; Fungi; Ascomycota; Dothideomycetes; Dothideales; Saccotheciaceae. The record is from the annotation of a GenBank genome assembly.